Aspergillus clavatus NRRL 1 is the source of this 3249-nucleotide messenger RNA. RefSeq names its product ATP-dependent RNA helicase MTR4. The record is from RefSeq and is a predicted model, not a curated record. NCBI's taxonomy places the organism in Eukaryota, Fungi, Ascomycota, Eurotiomycetes, Eurotiales, Aspergillaceae. The coding region runs from base 1 to 3249 and encodes 1082 amino acids. Gene Ontology annotation, biological process: RNA catabolic process; maturation of 5.8S rRNA. Gene Ontology annotation, cellular component: nucleus. Gene Ontology annotation, molecular function: ATP binding; RNA binding; RNA helicase activity. The transcript has 6 exons.
AUGGAUGAGCUCUUCGAUGUCUUCGAAGACCAGCCUCAAGCGGCGAGGCCCACUGAUGUCGCACCCACCAAACGAUCGAAGAAGGAUAAGAGCAAGAAGCGUCAGGUGAAUGGCGCUGUAAAGGAAAAUGGUGCUGGGAAAGAGACCAAGGAGGAUAUCGAGAUUCCAGAUGCACCUGCUGCCGAACCCGUGGACGGCGAUGAUGUUAACACUCCUGCGACCGAGAACAACGCCCAGCAACCGGAAGCGAAACGGCCGCGUCUUGAACAGGAACCGCAGCCUGUGUUAGCAGAUGAGUUCGAGACGGCACAGGAGCGCGAGGUCGCAGCGUCUGCAGGAUUACUGGCCUCCAAGGAAACAACGUCGGUCAAGCUGUCCCACCAGGUCCGGCAUCAGGUCGCCAUUCCGCCCAACUACCCAUACGUACCGAUCUCACAACACAAGGCCCCUGAGAACCCUGCGAGGGUGUGGCCGUUCACUCUCGAUCCUUUCCAACAGGUUGCAGUUGCAUCGAUCGAGCGAGAGGAGAGUGUUCUGGUGUCCGCUCAUACCAGUGCCGGUAAGACAGUAGUUGCGGAGUAUGCCAUCGCGCAAAGCUUGAAGAACAACCAGAGAGUCAUCUACACAAGUCCAAUCAAAGCUCUGAGCAAUCAGAAAUACCGAGAAUUUGCGGCGGAAUUUGGCGACGUCGGUUUGAUGACGGGAGAUGUGACCAUCAACCCAACAGCGACCUGUCUGGUCAUGACAACAGAGAUUCUUCGGUCUAUGUUGUAUCGUGGUUCCGAGAUUAUGCGAGAAGUUGCGUGGGUUGUAUUCGAUGAGAUCCACUACAUGCGGGAUGCCAUUCGUGGUGUCGUUUGGGAAGAAACUAUCAUCUUGUUGCCGGAUAAGGUCAGAUAUGUGUUCUUGUCCGCGACAAUUCCCAAUGCAAUGCAGUUCGCCGAAUGGAUCGUCAAGAUGCAUAACCAGCCCUGCCACGUCGUAUAUACCGAUUUCAGACCUACUCCCUUGCAACACUAUUUCUUUCCCGCUGGCGGUGAGGGUAUUCAUUUGGUUGUCGACGAGAAGGGCGUUUUCCGCGAGGAGAACUUUCAAAAAGCGAUGAGCAGCAUUGCGGACAAGAAGGGCGAUGACCCGGCAGACGCUAUGGCCAAGAGGAAAGGGAGAGGCAAAGAUAAGAAACUGAAUAAAGGUGGAAAUGAGGGGCCGACUGAUAUCUACAAGAUCGUGAAAAUGAUCAUGUUGAAGAACCUGAACCCCGUCAUCGUCUUCAGUUUCAGCAAACGUGAAUGUGAGGCGUGCGCUCUUAACAUGAGUGCUCUGGCUUUCAACGAUGACUCGGAGAAGGAAAUGGUUUCUAAGGUCUUCAACAGCGCUAUUGAAAUGCUUUCCGAGGAGGAUCGCAACUUGCCUCAGAUUCAAAACAUUUUGCCGCUGCUUCGGAGGGGCAUCGGUGUCCAUCAUUCGGGUUUGCUUCCCAUUCUCAAGGAAACCAUUGAGAUUCUCUUCCAGGAAGGGCUUAUCAAGGUGCUCUUUGCUACGGAGACGUUCUCUAUCGGUCUGAAUAUGCCUGCGAAGACCGUGGUGUUCACCAGCGUUCGCAAGUUCGACGGUUUCAGCCAGCGUUGGGUCACCCCAUCUGAGUUCGUCCAGAUGUCCGGUCGUGCUGGUCGAAGAGGCCUCGAUGAACGUGGUAUUGUGAUUAUGAUGGUUGGUGAAGAGAUGGAUCCCGCCGUGGCCAAGGAAAUCGUGCGCGGAGAGCAGGAUAGACUCAACUCGGCUUUUCAUCUGGGUUAUAACAUGAUUCUCAACCUGAUGCGUGUGGAAGGUAUCUCGCCCGAGUUCAUGCUCGAGAGAUGCUUCUACCAGUUCCAAAACACAGCUGGUGCCGCUGAGCUUGAAAAAGAAUUGAAGGCAUUGGAAGAGAAGAAGGCCAACAUGACCAUCUCGGAUGAGGGAACCAUUCGCGAGUAUUACGAUUUGAGAGUGCAGCUUGACAAGUAUGCGGACGACAUCCAGGCGGUCAUCAGCCAUCCGGAUCACUGCCUGACUUUCAUGACCCCCGGCCGGUUAGUCCACGUCAAACAUAAAGACAAGGAUUUCGGAUGGGGUGUCGUGGUCAAUUAUAAGCAAAGGAGGCCAGCAAAAAAUUCGCACGAGGAGAUCCCCCGCGAGCAGCAGUACAUCGUCGAUGUCUUGAUGAAGAUUGCCGAAGGACCUUCCGUAGCCACAAAGACCUUCGAGGAAUUACCAUCGGGAGUCAGACCAGCAAAGGAAGGCGAGAAUUCCCGGAUGGAGGUCGUUCCUAUCGUCACCGGCUGCAUCCGCGCCAUCUCACACGUGCGCCUCAGAGUGCCCAAGGAGUUGAACUCGAAAGAGUCGAGAAAUGGAGUCAAGAAGCUGGUGGAUGAAGUAAUGCGUCGCUUUCCUGAUGGCAUCGCUCUGCUUGACCCGCUCGAAGAUAUGAAAAUCCAGGGUGAAGAAUUCAAGAAGACACUACGAAAAGUAGAAGUGCUUGAAUCUCGUCUGCUCGCCAAUCCUCUGCACAACUCACCGCGUCUCCCCGAGCUCUACCAACAAUACGCCGAAAAGGAGGAGUUGGGUGCAAAGAUCAAGGAGACAAAGAGCAAGAUCUCGGACGCCAUGUCUAUCAUGCAGCUUGAUGAGCUUAAGUGCCGAAAACGUGUGCUUCGUCGAUUCGGAUUCAUCAACGAGGCCGAUGUCGUCCAGUUGAAGGCCCGAGUUGCGUGUGAAAUUAGCACCGGAGACGAACUCAUGCUCAGCGAGCUUCUGUUCAACGGUUUCUUCAAUAAACUCACGCCCGAGCAAGCCGCAGCGGCGCUGAGUGUGUUUGUCUUCGAAGAGAAGACCAAGGAGACUCCAGCGCUCACCCGAGAAGAACUGGCAAAGCCCCUCAAGGAGAUCCAAGCACAGGCCCGGAUUGUUGCCAAGGUCUCGCAAGAAUCCAAGCUGGCUGUCAACGAGGAGGAAUACGUGCAGAGCUUCCACUGGGAACUCAUGGAAGUGAUCUACGAGUGGGCGAACGGCAAGUCAUUUGCUGAUAUCUGUGGAAUGACGGAUGUUUACGAAGGGUCCUUGAUUCGCGUCUUCCGUCGAUUGGAAGAGUGUCUCCGGCAAAUGGCGCAAGCCUCCAAGGUUAUGGGUAACGAGGAACUCGAGAGCAAAUUCGAGGAAGCUCUGACGAAGGUGCGCAGAGACAUUGUGGCUGCACAGUCUCUGUAUCUGUAA